This is a messenger RNA of Solea solea (common sole), 6963 nucleotides long. RefSeq names its product dihydropyridine-sensitive L-type skeletal muscle calcium channel subunit alpha-1-like. NCBI's taxonomy places the organism in Eukaryota, Metazoa, Chordata, Actinopteri, Pleuronectiformes, Soleidae. Gene Ontology annotation, biological process: calcium ion import across plasma membrane. Bases 221 to 5779 code for a protein of 1852 amino acids. Gene Ontology annotation, cellular component: voltage-gated calcium channel complex; membrane. The transcript has 45 exons. Gene Ontology annotation, molecular function: calcium ion binding; high voltage-gated calcium channel activity. The record is from RefSeq and is a predicted model, not a curated record.
UCAGCCAAGAGCUGAGGUCUGUGACUCUGCACGAGGUUGAGGGAGUCAGAGGGAGAGGAGAAGAGGGGGAGAGAGGUCAGUGGAGGAGUGCACACAAGAUCAGCAAUUUAGGAACCCACGGACCUCCACAACAGGGUUUAUACUGUGCCUCCGAUUGGGAUUAUACAGAGAACGGACUAUUUCUUUUGUUUGGAGUUGGACUUGAGGUGGAAGUACCAAGAUGGCAGCCAAUGCAGAGGCAGCAAAGCCGGUCAUCAUGAAUGAAGAGGAACUGAAGAGGAAGCAGAGGGAGAAGCUGAAGAAGCUACAGGCCACGGGAGGCAACCCUCGCCCCGCGAGAUCCCUCUUCCUCUUCAACCUCAAGAAUCCCUUCCGCAAGGCGUGCAUCAACAUCGUAGAGUGGAAAACGUUUGAGAUCAUUAUCUUAUUGACGAUCUUUGCAAACUGUGUUGCUCUGGCUGUGUUUCUGCCCAUGCCUGAAGAAGAUACUAAUAACACCAAUUUAAACUUGGAGAGUCUGGAGUAUAUCUUCUUGAUAAUCUUCACAUUAGAGUGCUUUCUGAAGAUAGUGGCGUACGGGUUUGUUUUCCAUGAAGGCGCCUAUUUACGGAACUGUUGGAACAUAUUGGACUUUGUCAUCGUCUUCAUGGGUCUCUUCACCUUUAUCGUGGAUACGAUCCAUCAUAUAGCAGGCAUGCCGAUAGAAAAGGGUGGAGGGUUUGACAUGAAGGCACUGAGAGCCUUCAGGGUGCUACGACCUCUACGUCUCGUCUCUGGAGUCCCUAGUCUGCAGGUGGUGAUGAACUCCAUCCUCAAGGCCAUGCUCCCUCUGCUGCACAUUGCCCUGCUUGUCUUCUUAUUGGUUACCAUCUAUGCCAUCAUGGGACUGGAGCUCUUCAAGUGCAAAAUGCACAAGACCUGCUAUUACGCUGACACGGGUAUCUAUGCUAUAGAAGAGGGUGAGCUGCCUUCUCCCUGUGCUCAGGCUGGAAACGGACGCCGUUGCAUCAUCAAUGGCUCCGAGUGUCGGCCAUACUGGGAAGGUCCCAACAACGGCAUCACCCACUUUGAUAACAUUGGCUUUGCCAUGCUCACAGUCUUCCAGUGUAUCACCAUGGAGGGAUGGACCACAGUGCUCUACUGGGUUAAUGAUGCUAUAGGAAAUGAAUGGCCCUGGCUCUACUUUGUUCCCCUCAUUCUGGUGGGCUCCUUCUUCGUGCUCAAUCUGGUUCUGGGCGUGCUCAGUGGGGAGUUUACCAAAGAGCGAGAGAAGGCCAGGUCGCGUGGAGAGUUUCAGAAGUUGCGAGAGCGUCAGCAGCUCGAUGAAGAUGUGCAUGGCUACAUGGAGUGGAUCACUCAUGCUGAAGUGCUAGAUGCAGACCGUGAGGGCAAAGGACUGCUGCCUUUGACCGGUGGAGAUCCUGACACAGACAGCCUGUAUGGCCUGGAAGGCAAAAGUCGAAUCGUCUACUACUACCGCCUGGCCCGUCGCUGGAAUCGUUUUUUCAGGAUGAAGUGCCUGGUGUAUGUGAAAACCAAGUGUUUCUACUGGGUGGUAAUGAUCCUUGUUUUGAUCAACACCCUGACCAUAGCGACAGAGUACCACCACCAGCCUGAGUGGCUUACGUCUCUUCAAGAUGUUGUCAGUCGCGUGCUGCUGGUGCUGUUCGUCAUUGAGAUGUUUGUGAAGAUGUAUGCUCUGGGCCCUCGAGCAUACUUCAUGUCCCUGUUUAACCGCUUUGACUUCUUCGUGGUGCUGUGCGGUAUCCUGGAGAUGAUCAUGUUGUCUGCAGGAUCUGUGGCUCCGUUAGGUUUCUCUGUACUCAGGUGUAUUCGGCUGUUGAGGAUCCUUAAAGUCACAAAGUACUGGACCUCUCUGAGUAACCUUGUGGCCUCUCUCCUCAACUCUGUCCGCUCCAUUGCCUCCCUGCUCCUCCUCCUCUUUCUCUUCAUCGUCAUCUUCUCACUCCUCGGCAUGCAGGUUUUCGGAGGAAAGUUCAACUUUCCCGACCAAAGACCCAGACGCAGUAACUUUGACAAUUUCCCUCAGGCCCUCAUAAGUGUAUUUCAGGUCUUGACAGGAGAGGACUGGACCACUGUUAUGUACAAUGGCAUUAUGGCCUAUGGAGGGCCUGUUUUCCCCGGCAUCCUAGUUGCCAUCUACUUCGUUGUCCUCUAUGUUUGUGGAAACUACAUCCUUCUGAAUGUUUUCUUGGCCAUCGCCGUCGACAACCUGGCAGAGGCUGAGAGUCUGACCUCAGCCCAGAAAGAGAAGGCGGAGGAGAAGUUGAGAAGGAAGCUACUAAGGUCUAAAAUGCCUGACAAGACUGAUGAGGAAAGAGAGAGGAUAGCUAAGAAACUGGCAGAGCAGAGGGCCAAGACAGAGGGCAUGCCCACCACUGCUAAGCUAAAAAUUGAUGAGUUCGAGUCAAAUGUCAAUGAAGUGAAAGAUCCAUUCCCACCUGCCGACUUCCCGGGUGAUGAUGAGGAGGUAGAGCCUGAAAUCCCCAUCAGCCCUCGACCCCGACCAAUGGCCGACCUGCAGCUGAAGGAAGAAGCGGUUCCAUUGCCUGUCGCCAGCUCCUUUUUCAUCUUUGGCCCUCAGAACAAGUUCCGAAAGCUUUGCUACAAGAUCAUCAACGCGUCGUCCUUCACCAACUUAAUCCUCCUGUUCAUCCUGCUCUCCUCCAUCUCUUUGGCGGCUGAGGACCCCAUUGAUCCCAAGUCCUACAGAAACAAGAUCUUGGCCUAUGCUGACAUUGUCUUCACAACGGUUUUCACCAUUGAGAUUGUACUAAAGAUGACAGUGUAUGGAGCGUUCAUGCACGAGGGCUCCUUUUGUCGGAACUCCUUUAACAUCCUGGAUCUGCUUGUGGUCGGAGUCUCCCUGCUUUCUAUGGGAAUGGAAUCCAGUGCCAUCUCUGUGGUGAAGAUUCUCAGGGUGUUGAGGGUGCUGAGGCCUCUUAGGGCCAUCAACAGAGCUAAAGGCUUAAAGCAUGUGGUCCAGUGUGUGUUUGUCGCCAUCAAAACCAUCGGUAACAUCGUCCUGGUCACCAUGCUGUUGAAUUUUCUCUUUGCCUGUAUUGGCGUGCAACUUUUCAGGGGUAAAUUCUACAGCUGCACAGACGUCUCAAAAAUGACCGGGGAGGAAUGCCAAGGAUACUUCAUGAAGCACAUGGAGAAUUCCUUACAAGACACGAUGGUGGCUAAGAGAGAAUGGCUCAACAGUGACUUCAACUUUGACAACGUGCUCAAUGGCAUGCUGGCUCUCUUCACUGUUUCCACGUUUGAGGGCUGGCCAAAACUGUUAUACAGAGCCAUUGAUUCAGGUGAAGAAGACAUGGGCCCCGUCUUCAACAACCGUGUGGACGUCUCCAUCUUCUUUAUCAUCUACAUCAUCCUCAUCGCCUUCUUCAUGAUGAACAUCUUCGUGGGCUUCGUCAUCGUCACUUUCCAGGAGCAGGGAGAGGAGGAGUAUAAGGACUGUGAGCUAGACAAGAACCAGCGUCAGUGUGUGCAGUACGCACUGAAGGCUCGACCUCUGAGGUGCUACAUCCCCAAAAACCCCUACCAGUACAGGGUCUGGUACAUUGUCACCUCCUGCUACUUUGAGUACCUCAUGUUCUUCCUGAUUAUGCUCAAUACCUUGUGUCUGGGGAUGCAGCACUGCAACCAGUCAGACCAUGUGACCAAGCUGUCAGACAUUUUGAACUUGAUCUUCACUGUGCUCUUCACUGUGGAGAUGAUUCUUAAGCUCAUGGCCUUCAAAGCGAAGGGCUACUUCGGAGACCCCUGGAACGUUUUUGAUUUCAUUAUUGUCAUUGGUAGCGUUGUUGACGUCAUCUUGAGCGAAGUCGAUACUGCCCUGGCCUCCAGUGGAGGACUGUACUGUCUCCAUGGCUGUGCUGAGACAAAUCCUAUGCAAGUGAUUGCGGCCUCUGAAAAUGCCUCUGUUUCCAUCACAUUCUUCCGACUCUUCCGUGUCAUGCGUCUGGUCAAACUGCUGAACCGAUCGGAAGGCAUUCGUAACCUGCUCUGGACCUUCAUUAAAUCCUUCCAGGCGCUUCCUCACGUUGCUCUGCUCAUCGUGAUGCUCUUCUUUAUCUAUGCUGUCAUUGGGAUGCAGAUCUUUGGAAAGGUAGCCUUAGUGGACGGCACCCAAAUUAACCGCAACAACAACUUCCAGACAUUCCCUCAGGCUGUUCUUAUGUUAUUCCGAUGUGCUACCGGAGAGGCUUGGCAGGAGGUCAUGGUAGCAUCGAUGUAUGGGAAGAAGUGUGACCCCAAGUCUGAUUUUCAGCCAGGAGAGGAGUACACCUGCGGGUCCAACUUUGCUGUCUUCUACUUCCUCAGCUUCUACUGUCUCUGUGCCUUUUUGAUCCUCAACCUGUUUGUCGCGGUCAUCAUGGACAACUUUGACUACCUAACCCGUGAUUGGUCGCUCCUUGGUCCACAUCAUCUGGAUGAGUUUAAGAAGAUCUGGGCUGAAUAUGACCCUGAAGCCACUGGGAGAAUCAAACAUCUGGAUGUGGUGACGCUGCUGCGAAGCAUCCAGCCUCCUCUGGGCUUUGGCAAGUUCUGUCCUCAUCGUGCUGCGUGCAAGCGUUUGGUUGGUAUGAACAUGCCUCUCAACAGCGAUGGCACUGUCACUUUCAAUGCCACCCUGUUUUCUCUGGUCAGAACUGCUCUCAAGAUCAAAACUGAAGGUAACUUUGAGCAGGCCAAUGAAGAGCUGAGGGCCAUUAUAAAACAAAUCUGGAAACGCACCAGUAUGAAACUCUUAGACCAGGUCAUACCCCCGAUUGGAGAUGAUGAGGUGACUGUGGGGAAAUUCUACGCCACCUUCCUCCUUCAGGACCAUUUGCGCAAAUUCUUGAAGCGUCAGGAGGAGUACUACGGCUACCGGCCCUCAAAGAAGAGCGCCUCAGGCCCAGAGAUUCAGGCGGGUCUGAGGAGUACGGACGAUGAGGCAGCUCCAGAGAUGCACAGGACCAUUUCAGGAGACCUGCAGAAUGAGGAAGAGAUGGACAGAGCUAUGGAGGAGGCUGGAGAAGAGGGCAUUUACCAGCGUACACACUCUCUGUUUGGUAACCGGAUGGACCCGUUCUCCACUGAGCCCACCAACGCUCAGCCUCCACACAUGACCAAACAGCGACCACUCAUAUUCUCUGACAGUCAGCCGGAGUCAUCACCUGACUUUUCUCCCUUGACGUCGACAACGGAAUUCUUCCCCACAACAAAGAACAACACAAACAAUAACGCCUUUGCAGAGUUUUCAUUUGAAAGAGAAGGCAGUCCUGAUGAGUUUUAUAAUCCCAGUGAGGAUACAGAUCCAGACAACCUGCGAUCCUGGAGCUUCACAGUGAGAACAGACAAAACACAGUUUCCUUAUGACCCUCACUAUGGUGACAGUCAGAGUCAGAGCUCCCGUAGUGCAGCUGACCAGCUUGUCCAGGAGGCUUUAGUGAUGGGCGGUCUGGGCUCAAUGGCCAGAGACGAGGCUUUUGUGUCAGCGACGAAGCAGGAGAUGGCUGAGGCCAUGCGCAUCCCUGUCAAUGAGAUGGAAGGCUUGGCUCGGGGCAUCCUAAAAGAACGUUCUGACAGCAUCCCUUCAGUUAAAAAGAGACGUCCCAUCCCCGCACCUCCGCCAGACCCACCUGUGGCUGCUCGGGAAACGGGGAGCCAGAUGCAGCCAGAUCCAGCCGUGAGGAGAAAGAGACGUCCAAUCCCCAUGGUUCCCGCGGUACACAAGGUCGAGGAUACAGACUCAAAGGUUUAGAGGCUGUCACCUAAUUACAAGUGGUCAUCGUGUGGUUUUUACUCGUGCAGGUGGCUCCUCCUUACCUCAGUUUACCAAACGUGUCGCCCAUGUGACAAUCUGUGUCUUCUAGGAUGCCUCACGGACUCACAAGGUGUGAUAUACUGUAAAGUUGGGUUUAUAGGAGAAACAGCAUCUCUGAUAAUGAAACAAUUUCUCAAUCAGAUUUAUUGAAACUAAUAAAAACGCUAACUUAUCUCAGCGCAAACACAUUGACGCAAUCCUUUCUUUGUUGGGUUUGUUGAGGUUAUCCAUUCCAUAUUGUUAUGGUACAACCAUGAGUGAGCCGAGUGUCUCGCUGAAGCCUUCAAAAGAGGAAGUUGGAUCGUAACUGUUAACGAAAAUGUCUGAAGGGACUCUGAAUAAAUGGAGCAGGGAGAAAACUGUAUUUUAUCAUGCUGCAGUUCAGUGAAGACUCCACUGAGUUUCUGUGAAUCCAGGUCCAGAAAAGACCAGCAUAGUAUUAAGCUCACACUCUUAAAGGGCUCUGGAUUAAACCAUGUUCAAGUUUGUGAAGCAGUGUCCUAAUCCUUUAGGACUUGCUGUCUUUUAGUCUUUUAUCACGUACGUUUCCUCCUGCUCACAGCUCACAGUUUUUGUGUGCAGUUGAUUCCAGCAGAUUUUAAAGGGGAAACUUGUUUUUGAACACACAGGUUUAUUUCAUCUGUAAGAUAAUAAUCCUAAAAUUUAGAUUGUGUUAAUGUAUUUGUUCAGUUUAAGCAAUACUGUAGCCAUGCAGUGCAUGUGAUCGUUCUUUUUCACUGUAAGUCACUCUACUGCUACAGGUUUUGUUUUUCAUUGACAUGAACCUUGGAGUUGGGGGCAGUUAGUUGGACCCAUACAGAGAAUGUAUCCUCAGCAUACCAGGAGUAUGGUGGAUGGAGCUCGAAAGCUCACCAAAGCCUUUUCAAAUCAUUUUGUUCAUAAAUUAUUGCACUUACAUGCAAAUAUGACAGGCCUUCCAGAGAAGUUUUUUUCUUGUUUACAUUCUCUGACCAGCCUGUGUUUUGCUGUCAUGUUCCACUUAUGUCUGAGUGAGAGCUCAACUUCUGACCUUAACCCUCCUUCACCUCUGGAUCUGUGCCAAUAUGGUUGAUGUUACAUUUCCUACUACUGGAAAACAAAUAAAUCAUCCAAAACAUCCA